UAUAAAAUACAUGGCUCGGAAGAAUAUGGAAUGUGCAAAACAUAGACCCAGACACCCAUUCCAGAAUUCAUGAAAAACUGUCCAUGGGUUUUGUGUCAGGAAGAUUAAGUGUUUUGUGUAAUUUGUAGAAAGCAUAAGAAGCUUUCUGAGAAAGAUAGUCCUCUUAUAAGCAGGGGUAAGCCCUUUUAGAAUUGAUCCCUACAUGUACAUGAAUUCUCCAACAGAUUUUGAAGUACUAAAAUAGAAAAUGUGGCACUUUAUCCACAAAAAGUUCCUGUUGUUAGUUCUGUAAAAUGCAAUACCAGGAGAUGCAAAAGUUUGUCACAUAUAUAACACAACUGUCACAAUUGUUAAAUAUAGUUACAGUCUUAGGCCCUGUCAUGAUUGGAAAAAAGAGUGUGUGUUUCAACUGUAUUAGUUUAAUGUGAUUAAAGCUUGGCCCUUGUUAAAACACAUAGGAUAACACAUUUGAAGUCAUGUUAGCUGGACCUUUUAUAGCUGAUGGGUUAAAACAUAUUAGCCUGCACAUUAAUAGGCAUUGGAGGGUUUUUCACUUGUGUUAAGCUAACUUGAUUUAACUAAUAUGAUUUGGAAAAACCUACCCAUUUUGGUCUUUGGUACACCGGGCCUUGGGCCUUAUAUGUAAACUUUUUUUUUUUUUUUUUUAAACACUAAUGUGGAAGGCUGCAAUAAAGGUAGCUCAGUUGAGCUAGCUUAACUUGUUUGAAACUCCACUUGAACUGUGUCUACAUUGGGGGCAAGUGGGGUUUUCAAUUGAGUUUGUAAGCCAACUUGAUUGAAAAAACACCCCUUUUCUAAGUCUCUGCAAUUUUGAAAUGCUCUACAUUUGCAGGCCAAAAAUUACUUUAAUCUUGUAUCAAAUUACAUUAAUACCCAUGCUGAGGAAGACUUUAUGUGGGCAAAGUCUCUGAGGGAGGUGUCUCAAAAAUGCAUACAGAAAGCAAGAUGUAUUACUGUGCUUGCUGAUGGAUCCAGUGAUGAAUUUGUAUCUGAGCUAAAUCAGCGUGCAUCAGAUUUGUGGAAGAUAGGAAACCUUGUACUCUCUUUGCUGGUGUACCAUCUGGAAAUAAAAACAGGAUCAGGGAAAACUGGUGUUAUCAUGUGGGGAAUAAUAGCUUUGUGAGAGUUGUGGAUAUCAAAUCAAAACCUGUUAGAUUUUGUGUAAACAGGGAAAUGAACUGGAAUAGCUAUUCUGAAAUAUUUAAUCUGGAAUACUAUUCCUGAUUAACUCCCCAUUUAGAUGCUCUUAUUCUGGAGUGAAUCAGGAAUAGUAUUCCUGAUUAAAUUCACAACCUAUUUUAUUCUAAAAUAAUUUUCUGCAUAGACAAGCCCUCAGUUUGAAUUUAGAUAGCAAAAUAAUACAUAGUGCUGGUCAUGCUUACACAAGAUGCUCGUGUUGUGGUUGAUGCCAUGCAACGCAGCAACCUGUGCUUUAUAUUCUAGAUCUUCUGUAUUAAAAAAUCCUAUCUUGAAAAAUUAGAGUUUGUGUUGAAAGAUAUUUAAGUCUCUGUGUCUCUGGCAACCCAGCUGACCUGUGUCUGACCCAUAAUCACUUAACAAGAGGCAUUACAAUUGUAUCAGGACAAUUCACUGGUAUGUAAAUUUCAAAGAGAUGAACUAGACCAGCAAUCAUUAACCGAUUCAUUUGUAGCAAUAGAAACCAAGGAUAAAUACUAAGUGUAUUAUUCUUUGUUUACAUGUAUACUAUUAGACAUUUAACAAUGUAACCAAAUUAGCUUGUAGAUGUUAAUUCCUUUUCAUGUCUUAAUUGCCUUUAUAUUAUGUAUGCAACUGUUUUCAGUCAACCUUAAGAUCAAAGAUGUGAGACGCUGGGUGAAAUUAACAAUAUUGCAUAUAUUGUCUUCAGUUUAUCUAUCCAUGAUAUAAUGUAUAACCGGCAGUUGCCUUAUGUUAAUAAGUGUAACUCGAUUACCUGUGUAUGCAUAAUAAAUAGAAUCAGCAAAGAGUCCUGUGGCACCUUAUAGACUAACAGACGUAUUGGAGCAUGAGCUUUCGAAAGGACUCUUUGCUGCUUUUACAGAUCCAGACUAACACAGCUACCUCUCUGAUACUUAAUAAAUAGAAUAUUAACUUCACAGUGAUGGGACAGUGUGUGCUCAACAAAGAAGAAUCCUCAGUCACAUGCUGUUCUCAAAACACUGACUAGCCCGCUUCAGCUAUAAAAGUGAAACCUGGGGCCUGAUCCUUUCAUCUCUAGUCUGCUGAACUUCAAACAGGGAAAGUUUAACCUAUGGGAUUGAGAUCUUCCAAGUAGUUAUUUGGAAUACCUGGGGAAAUGUAUGGAAAGACUCUCUAUCCGACUUUACAUCUAAACAGCAUUUGGAUUCUGACCUUUUGAGAUGGUUCCAGAGAGACUUUUACAAGCCAGCAGAUAUAACAUCACUGCUAUGAUCCUGAUGUAAGAACACUGAAAAUCACUUCCUUACCACUCGUCUGCCAAAAGCUGGAGAAACUAUCCAUGGACAUAAGUUUUUCAUUGGUUUUGGGGGGAAAGGAGCCAAUCAGUGCAUCCAGGCUGCUCGACUUGGGGCCAAGACCUUGAUGAUUUGUAAGGUUGGGAAAGACUCGUUUGGCAAUGAUUAUAUUGAAAAUUUCAAGAGAAAUGGGAUUUCUACAGAAUUUGUAGGUCAGACUGAGGAUGCUGCUACUGGAGCUGCUUCAAUAAUUGUUAACAGUGAAGGACAGAAUGUUAUUGUCAUAGUCGCAGGAGCCAAUUUGCUUUUGGAUUCUGAAGACCUGAAGAGGGCUGCCAAUGCCAUUUGCAAGGCCAAAGUGAUCAUCUGCCAGCUAGAAAUAACACCUGCUAUUUCUCUGGAAGCCCUAAAAAUGGCAUACUCCAAUGGAGUGAAGACCUUAUUUAAUCCUGCUCCAGCUCAUGCAGAACUAGAUCCACAAUUUUACACCCAUUCCGACAUCUUCUGUUGCAACGAAAGUGAGGCAGAAAUUUUAACAGGCAUCCCAGUGGGCAGCCCUGAAGAUGCUGGGAAGGUGGGACUCGUGCUAUUAGAAAGAGGCUGCAAACUAGUAAUUGUUACUCUGGGAGCAGAAGGCUGUGUGAUGAUAUCAGUGGAUGAUCCUAUUCCAAAGCAUGUUCCUGCUGGGAAGGUCAGGGCUGUGGACACUACGGGGGCUGGCGACAGUUUUGUGGGCGCACUGGCUUUCUUCAUGGCUUGCUAUCCCAAUCUAUCCAUGGAAGAAGUGAUCAGGAAGUCAAACUUCAUCGCAUCAGUGAGCGUCCAGGCAUCAGGGACGCAGUCUUCCUAUCCCUACAGGAAGGACCUGCCCCAGGAUCUUUUCUAACUUGUGGUGUCAGACAUCUGUAUGUGCUGAUUGUACAAUAUCCCAGGGAAGGGAGUUCUGAUUGUGCAGAGGCAAACUUUUUUUUCCCCUAAGAGAUUCUAGGUACUUAGAGAGCAGGAAAGUCUUUACUCCCUUCUCAGUCAUUGAUUCCCUGCUAGACUCUGGUCUAUAGUAGAGCAAUUGGGUUGCACUCUUUCAUUCCAGCGAAAUACCGUGGAUCUGUCCCUUGCCCUACACACUGUGCAGGACAAACAUUGACUACUAAGUUUUGCCAUUAAUGUGUUCAACAUUUCACUCCACAAACUCAUGUCUAUAAACUAAAGAGACAUUCCACAAUAUGAGUAGGGAUGACUGAGCUCUGAAAUUCAGUGGCCUCCACAGACUUUGCUGUGCUCUCCACUAAUUAAGACUCUCAUUGAUUUUGAUCAAGUUUCACAUCUGCCAACCAGGGAUAUCGCUAGCGAAAUGUGAAUUAUAGUUAGCUUUGAGUUUUCAACCAAAUUCCUAUUGUCCCUGCUCUCUGCGGCAAGUGCCUUAGCCCAAAGUGAGACUCGUCAACUGUCUGGAGACUACACAUACCAGCAUGCGAAGUUCCACCUCGUCCACAGUCCAUUCCAAUCACAAUGAAGCACGGCAUACUGGGCCCUGCACCAUCUGCUGGUUCUGUUUCUCUAUUGCAUGAUGGCUGCAGUAGGCUCCAUACUGUGUCCAUUGAGGUUUUCUGGUUCUGGGCAAGCCGCUGAUAAAGCCCUCAGGUGAGCUAGACGUACAGAUCAGUUCAUUGGCUGUUCAGUGUUCCAGGGAAACACAUUCCAAGAUGCCUAGUCAGUCUUAUUUGGCCAGAAACACAAAUAAACUAAUUAUUUAAAGAACAAAAUCAUCAGCCACAAUGCACUAGUCAAAAAGCUGGCUUAGACAUCUACUGUGUGCCUACUCAGGCAAAAAUUCAGAUGUGAAAAAUAAGUCCUACAUACAUGGGCUUGAUACAAAAUAGAGCUUUUUAUGGGUCAAAUCCUGAUCUCACUGGAGUUUUGCCAUUGGCUUCAAAGGCAGCAGCCUUUAGCUCUACAGGUCACUUAACUACUUGUAUUUCUUCUUCCCACCUCUACUAUAAGCUCUGAAACACUGGUGCUCCUACGGUUUCAUCUGUGGAUUGUGGUUUAAAAUGCCUCUAGCAACCCUUCCACUGAAGUGCCCUUGUAGAAAAUGUUAAUUUUCUAUUGCCAUGUGAAACAAUAGUCAGUUUAUUUGACAAUUACAGCCAGUUUCACAAUGGAAAACACAGACAAUGGGAUCUGCUAUUUUAAUUUUUUUUAUUGAGGACUGUAAAAAUAACUCAAAGGAUAAAUAAAUGUUGAUGCGAUGAUCUA
Molecule: messenger RNA, 4712 nt
Organism: Mauremys mutica (yellowpond turtle)
Lineage: Eukaryota; Metazoa; Chordata; Testudines; Geoemydidae
Gene: RBKS
Product: ribokinase
Exons: 8
Coding region: 2584-3342 (252 amino acids)
Biological process (GO): D-ribose metabolic process
Molecular function (GO): ribokinase activity
Source: RefSeq, a predicted model, not a curated record